Solanum stenotomum is the source of this 1668-nucleotide messenger RNA. Its product is annotated as trans-resveratrol di-O-methyltransferase-like. NCBI's taxonomy places the organism in Eukaryota, Viridiplantae, Streptophyta, Magnoliopsida, Solanales, Solanaceae. The transcript is spliced from 5 exons. The record is from RefSeq and is a predicted model, not a curated record. Gene Ontology annotation, molecular function: O-methyltransferase activity; S-adenosylmethionine-dependent methyltransferase activity; protein dimerization activity. Gene Ontology annotation, biological process: methylation. The coding region runs from base 1 to 1668 and encodes 555 amino acids.
AUGACAUUUCCUAAUGACAACAUGACUAGAGAAAUGUUGGUUGUUGAGGCACACAUAUGGAACCAUACUUUCAAUUACAUCAACUCCAUGUCACUCAAACAUGCUAUUCAACUUGGAAUUCCAGAUAUCAUCCACUCUCAUGGCCGAGCCAUGACCCUCUCUAAUUUGGUGGAUGCCCUCUCCAUUAACAGUAAUGCUAAAAGCUUGGAUUAUAUCUUCCGUCUUAUGCAUAUUCUAAUUCAUGGAGGCUUCUUUAAUCAAACAAGGGUUAAUGACAAAGAAGAGGGUUAUUUACUUACUCUAGUUUCAUGUCUCCUUCUUAAAGAUGAGCCUUUGAGUCAAGUCCCCUUUGUGCCAAUGGAACUAGAUAAAAAAUUCAUCGAUCCAUGCCACUCACUUAGCAAAUGGAUCAAGAGUGAUGACGACUCUAGUAUUCCAUUUGAAAUUGCUCAUGGCAAACCCCUAUUUGAAUAUGAUGAGAGGCAACCAAAUAUUAACUGUCAAUUUAUUGAAAUUAUGGCUAAUGAUUCCCUAUUAGUUAUAAGUGUGAUGAUUAAAAAUUGUAGGGAAGUUUUUGAAGGACUAAAAUUAUUGGUGGAUGUUGGAGGUGGCACUGGAAUUGUGGCUAAAGUUAUUGCGGAUGCACUUCUUGAAAAGAAUUGCAUCGUCUUUGAUAUUCCACAUGUAAUUGAAGGAUGUGAAGGGAGCUGUCACGACUCAGCUCACCGGCAGUUGGAGGAGAAGAAGCCUACCUUCUAUGCUCGCCUGGUAGAAUUCUGGUGGGUCCCGCUGAUUGAGGCUCCCCCAGAUGCACGCUCUUCUUGGUUGAUGGAGUUCUACGCCAUCCUGCCUAAUGUGCAGUGCGACAACUCUCACCUCAUCAUCCGCAUCAGAAGAGUUGACAUUCCUCUGAACGCCACAGCUAUGAAUGAGUCCCUAGAGGUAUCGGAGGUUCCGAACCAUGAAUAUGAGGUCAAGCUAAGGGAUAUGGACCUGGAGUGGCUGAGAGACACUCUUGUUGAGCCUACACGCUGGGAUCGGGUUCACUGGGCUAUUGUUGAGGGUAUUACUAGCUCGGAUUGGUUACCCGAUACUAAAAGGCCUUUCAUUUUGGCUGUUGAAUCUGAAUAUUCUAAUAAUAAGAUCGAAUCAAUUCCUAUUCGAAAAGAUGAUUUCAUCAUACCUGGCAUUGAGACUUUACUUUUUCAAGCUGGAAAUAGGGAACUCCUUUUUGGACCUGCCUUUGAUCUUAGGCUCGCAGCUACUAUAAAAGCGCUAACUAACCCCGUUGUGGGAGGAGACAUGUUUAAGUUCAUUCCCUCUACCGAUGCGAUUUUACUAAGGAUCAAUAAGCAAUGGGUAUUACAUGAUUGGAGUGACGAAGAAUGCAUCAAAAUAUUGAAGAAAUACAAAGAAGCAAUUCCAAGCAAGGAGAAGGGAGGGAAGGUGAUCAUCAUUGACAUGGUAUUGAUGGACCGUAACCUAGAGAAAGGAGAUGACAAGUCAUAUGAAACUCAACUUUUAUGUGACAUGUUCAUGAUGGCACAUGUUUCUAGAAAGGAAAGAAAUAAACAAGAUUUGGCAAAACUAUUCUCUCGUGCUGGGUUUCGUGAUUACAACAUUAUACCUAUGUUGCGAUUAAGAUCUAUUAUUGAGGUGUUCCCUUAA